Molecule: messenger RNA, 2958 nt
Organism: Arctia plantaginis
Lineage: Eukaryota; Metazoa; Arthropoda; Insecta; Lepidoptera; Erebidae
Source: the annotation of a GenBank genome assembly
AUGUCAAAUAUUUUUCUGGUGACUUUCAUGUCACUGUUUAUGGUGUCCAAGAUUAUCUUGGCAAAAUUUCUCCACGACCCAUCGGCCAUAACGAUAUGUCCACUAAAACAUGAAAAUGAUUCAGAUUUUGGUUACGCCAUGGGUUAUCAGUCCUUUAGUAAUAAAUUAGUUGUUGGAGCACCCAGUGAAAAUGUACACGGUAGGGUGUAUAUUUGCAACAUGAAAGGUGCAAAUGUAUCUUCUGAAAUAAAGUGCAAGGAGGAAUCAAUUAAUAUCCCAAUACCGGCCAGAGUUGCAAAAACAGUCGCAUUUCGCCUUGGUGCGUCAGUCUCUGCCACUUCAAAACAUUACUUGACCUGCGCUCCACUUUGGACAGGCAGAAUAACUCCAAGAUCUAUACCAGACGUUGUUGGAACAUGUUUUUUUGACGGAAAUAACGAACCUUAUUUAGGAAUUUUUGAACAAACUGUAAAAAACGUAUUAAUGGGGAGAGUGACACACAUAGAUACCAGAAUAUUCGUCGGUGGCAGUGGAUGGACCACAUUAACUGACGAGACUAACGAUCUGUUGGUUGUAGUGAAAUCAUCAUUAAGAGGACAUAUUGCUUAUAGUCCUAUUAGUCAACGAGAGCUUAAAAUGAAUACAAUAGUUUCACAAAACACAACGCUGGAAAUGUGGACAUCAAAACAUUUCAAUCUCGGAUAUGGCAUCACAGCCGGCAAAUUCUUUUCUAAAAAAACCGUGUACGCUUUCAGCUUGGACAUGAAAGACAUGCGUGGUGCUAUAGCGUUUCUAGAUUACGUUCCUCCUCAUUUAUAUUUGAUGGCAUCUGAUCUGGAUACAUAUGCGAUACAGUCUAAGGCAAUUGCUACAAAGUUUGGUUCAGUACUGGCUGCUGCCGAUAUGAACAAUGAUACCUGGGAUGAUCUGUUAAUAGGUGAACCAUUGUAUACAGAAGAAGAUUGCGUUGAUUGUGGUGCUUUGCACGUAUACCUAGGAGGUGAUUUGGACACAAUAGGCAAGAAAAAUUACCUCCAGAUACUAGGAAUAGAUAGUUUCGGUCGCUUAGGUUCUGCCGUUGCCGUAAAUGACUUAGACGGAGAUGGCAUAGCGGAAAUAUCUGUAAGUGCACCUUACGCUGAUAAAGGCUUAGGAGUGGUAUAUAUUAUUUCUGGUUAUGAGGUGAAUCAGAAGCUACAAUUGAAAGAAAAACUACGGCUUCCGCUGUCGGAAUUAAAACAUACACAACGAGUACAGAAGGAAGACUUCCGCAGACUUGGUUUCAGCCUCCAGUUCGUAUCUGACACUGACGACAAUGGAUGUAGUGAACUGGUGGCUGGUGCUCCUGGCCGGGGAGAAGCUGUAUUGCUCAAGUGUGUUCAGGCUAUUGAUAUAUCACUUUCAAGCAAAGUAAAGGGUGGAAAGGACGUUAGAGAACAGGACUUAAAUUUUACAGUCGAAGUGUGUGCAACCGUGACAUAUCCCAAAAAGCCUAAUGAUGUCGACGCACAUAUAAAGCUGACGAGUGACAUAAUUGGCGAAGGGAUACUCAUAACUAAUCCCGAGAUUGAAGUUAAUGUAUCUUGUAGAAAUUGUUCACGCAAUGAUCGACAUCCUUUCUGUAAAGACGUUCUUGUACAACUUAACCACAAGGAACAGGGAGACUACCUAUUUAAAUCAAAAGCGGAGCUAUUAACGGAUCAUAUUUUUAAUAGCACAGUUUUUAACUCAUCCUGGGUAGUUGCUACUCCGAGGAGUACGUUGCAGACUGAGACAAAAAUAUCAAGACACUGUCAAGGUGAUGACUGCAAACCGAAUUUAUUUAUGAAGCUCUUUUGGUCUCGCAGCAAAGAAGACACAUAUACUAUAAGUUCUUCGUCCACGGAGACUGUAAUUAUUGAAGUAUUUAACAAUGGUAGUAGCUCAUAUGAUGCUUGCGUUUGGGUCGAACUAAAUGGAGCCCAGAUGUCACGAGUGUUGGAUAACGAGUGCCGAGAAGACAAGGGUGGGUAUAGAUGCGAUUUGCCAGUACCACUGAGGAGAGACAGCAAGACUAUCAUAAAGCUGUUGCUUAAAAUGGAUAGCAGCAAUGUAUUUAAACAACUGGAUGUAAAAGCGUAUCUUUUUGAAAAGUGCAGUAGUGGCGUCAGCAACAAAGAUCCUGAAGUCUUGGCCAUACCUUACGUCCUAUUGACUAAUGACGUAUCUGUUAGUGGUACUAACCAUGAAAGGCAAUUCCAUGAGCUACAAAAGCAGGAUGAUAAAUCUAAAAUAAUGGACGUCCAAGAGUUUUUGAUUUCUAAUAAUGGAAAAGUAACGUGGAAAAAUAUUUACGCUACAGUUUCAACAGAGAAAACUGUUAACAUAGAAAAGUUUAAGGCAACAUUGGGUACAUUCAUAUGUAAAGAAUUCGAUUCCGCGACAGAAUUUGUUCGCAAAUGCAGUUUAGAUAUUAUGCCGAACACUACUCUCAAAGUAAUUGCUACUACUUAUAUAUUAAGAAAGGAUUUAGAAACUCAUUUAAAAGACAAGAAACUGAAAGUGGAGUAUACCAUACAGUUGCACUUGAUCCCAACAAAAGAUAUUAAAAAAACGAGCAUUUUUAGUGUGUUGAAGUUUGGGACAGAACUUGCAGUUGGUCAAAAUAAGUUGCUCAUCGGUGUAAUUGCCGGCGUCGUUAGCCUUCUGAUGUUAAUUGCGAUCUUCAUAGUUUUAUAUAAGUAUGGAUUCUUUAAGAGAGAAGAGAAAAAGAAACUGCUCGUUCAUAGAGAAAGUAUCCGACAAAGAAGCACUAGACGAAACACUCAUAUUUCUUCUGCCGCGGAUGAACAGGGCGUUGAAGGCAUUACAAAUUUAGAAGCUAAUAGCGACGGUGAUGACGUUUUUGACAAGGAUACUAAGACUAAGACAACAAAUGAUGAUGGUAAACUUAAAACGACAGCUCAAGUGCACUCUUAA